UAUGGAUGGCAUCACUUCUUCCUCCAUUGAAAUUGUGAAUCGCUUAGCCGCAAGCUUAGCCGUCAGGAAAUUUGAAAUUUGAAGACCAAAUUCAACCUUUAAUAAUCGCCACAAGUUAGUCUUUAUAGAAUGGCCGAAGGCGAUAAUACUCCAACAUUCAAAUGUGUCCUUGUUGGUGAUGGUGGUACAGGUAAAACUACAUUUGUCAAAAGACAUUUAACAGGAGAGUUUGAAAAAAAGUAUGUUGCCACUCUUGGGGUUGAAGUCCAUCCUUUAGUUUUUCACACUAACCGUGGUCCUAUUCGGUUCAAUGUUUGGGAUACUGCAGGCCAAGAAAAGUUUGGUGGUCUUAGGGAUGGCUAUUAUAUUCAAGGUCAAUGUGCCAUAAUUAUGUUUGAUGUUACAUCUCGAGUUACAUACAAAAAUGUUCCCAACUGGCAUAGAGACUUAGUUCGUGUAUGUGAAAACAUUCCCAUUGUUUUAUGUGGCAACAAAGUAGAUGUUAAAGAUAGAAAAGUCAAAGCAAAAUCUAUUGUCUUCCAUAGAAAAAAGAACUUGCAGUAUUAUGACAUCAGUGCAAAAAGUAAUUACAACUUUGAAAAACCCUUCCUAUGGUUGGCUCGUAAAUUAAUUGGAGAUCCUAACUUAGAAUUUGUAGCAAUGCCGGCACUUGCUCCACCUGAAGUUCAGAUGGAUCCAGAAUGGCAAGCUAAACUUGAAAAUGACAUGAGGGAGGCACAGAACACAUCCUUACCUGAUGAAGAUGAUGAUGAUUUGUAACUUGUUGAAUAAACACUCCAUCCAUUUGUACACACCUUCUUUUAUUUAUGUAAAUUUUUUGAACUUGUACAGUUAAAAUAGAAGUGAUUCUCAGAAUUUCA
Molecule: messenger RNA, 881 nt
Organism: Argiope bruennichi
Lineage: Eukaryota; Metazoa; Arthropoda; Arachnida; Araneae; Araneidae
Product: GTP-binding nuclear protein Ran-like
Exons: 7
Coding region: 130-780 (216 amino acids)
Biological process (GO): ribosomal subunit export from nucleus; protein import into nucleus
Cellular component (GO): cytoplasm; nucleus
Molecular function (GO): GTPase activity; GTP binding
Source: RefSeq, a predicted model, not a curated record